Messenger RNA from Cavenderia fasciculata, 2274 nucleotides. RefSeq lists its product as uncharacterized. Lineage: Eukaryota; Evosea; Eumycetozoa; Acytosteliales; Cavenderiaceae. The record is from RefSeq and is a predicted model, not a curated record. The coding region runs from base 1 to 2274 and encodes 757 amino acids. The transcript has a single exon.
AUGAAAAAUAAUUACAAGUGUCUAGUUUUCAUUUUCAUCGCUCAUUUUGUUUUAGUUUCGAGUAGUAAUAGUAAUAAUGAUAUAAAGAUAAAUAUAAAAGAUAAUAAUAAUAAUCAAUAUAGUGUUGAUCAAUUUAGUUCUUCGGGAACAUUAACACCACCAGAAUAUGAUAUAAAUUAUCAAAUACAUUCAUGGAAUGAUUUAGAUGAAUGGCAUCAAAUGUAUAGAAAGGGUGUGGUGUGGAACAAGGUGGAUUUACAUUACAUGUCACCAGAGUAUUGUAUCGAUAGUAGUGGUCGUGGUAACCCAUUGGGUUGUUUUAUCUUGUCGCAUGACAUCCCUUCACCACUGACUGUACAGUACAAUACAUCGAUUGAUCUAUUGGCAUGGAUCACUGGAGAAGGGUCCAAUUACUAUGGUACCGAUUCCUCGACGAUUAAACAUAUGGCACUAUGUUUUAAAUUGGACAAGUUGGGUGCUUGUGACUUGGGAUCAAGUGCAUUCCGUUCAUUGUUGAUCGAACUCAUGUCCAACAUUACAUCGUUGCAAGAGAAUGGUGUUGCACCCAACCUACGAUUCCUACUCGACGGUAAUGGUGUACCUUUAAACUGUCUGUCUCAGUCUCUCCAACCAUACAAUGCAACGUGGGUUGGUAAACCAUGGGAUGCACGUAAUGACAACAAUGCAUCGCUUGGAUAUGAUCGGUUGGUCGUUGCUGACUUGCCAAUCGACUCUUUGGUGCCUGACUUUUGGCCAGAUGUAAUGUGUUCACGAGAUACACCCUAUUUCAAGUUUCUCAACGGUCAAUACCCCGUUCUAGUGUGGGAGCCGUCCGAUCAACGUACCAUCCAAUCGGUAGCAUCAACCUAUGUCGGAUGCAUGUCUCUACACAACACACUUCAAUUCCCACAACUAUUGUUUGCAUCAAAUAUCGAUCCCGCCCAAUUCCAAAGUUACCUAGCAACCACCUCUUCCAACCAUUCUUGGAAUAUUCAUUUAAACGAACAAAAUAGUUAUGGUGUUACUAUCAAAUCAAAGAUUGUCGUCUAUACACUGACUGAUGGUAUGCAAUACCAUAUUGUCUUGUCUUCCAACUCUACUACAUCAAAUUACUCGUACGGACUACUCAUCUCCAAAGGUAUCCACGGUCAAGUUGAACAAGUUGGUUCAUACACACUGGAAAUGCUCGAUGGCAAGAUAGACACGAUCGUAUCUUCUUCUAUUAUCUAUAAUGUAGAUGGACAAGACUACCUCUAUAUCUAUGAUAAUCUUGGAGGUUAUAUAAUCUACUCGAUUGAUACUACCACUCAAUAUCUUGGUUUCACACCCAUUGUAUUUGGAGUUUUACAGGCAGAUACACAAGACUUGUUUGUUUCUAGUUCGUUGGAAUACCUGUCACACGACGCCUCCACCAACACUCUACAAAUGCUUCAAUACUUUAGUACUGAUAGUUGUGCUCUUGGAUCGACCGUAUGGAACAUCAGUCUCACUCCAGGUCAAUACUACCUCCAACUAUCACCAGUCACUUGUCUAGUAUCAAAUAUCAACAUUGAUUCAAAAUCCUUUAUUAUCACUCCCUCUACAACUAUUUCAUCAGUUACCACAAGCAAUAGUCAUACUAGUGACAAUACUACUUUUACAAAUUGUUUAUAUGAUUCAAUUGUAGUAUUUAGUAGUAAACAUUCAAUACUAUCAAAUGUAAUUAUGGGUGGUCAUGUUUGUAUUUUACAUAAUACAAGUUACUCGCAUGGAUCACAAUACUAUAAUAUUUCGCUACAAUCCAAUUUAGUUGUACUUGAUACUGGUGUUACUCCAUCAAUGUCGAUUGCCUAUAAUCCAACCGAUUCUAAACCACAUUUUAUGAUGGUACAUGGUGGAGGGUAUUGCUACAACACCGAAAUACACAACAAACGUUCAUCGCCACGUGUAUGCGAGUCUACUCCAACACCUUCUAUCGACUCGCAAGUAUUAAACUAUAUCUAUGGUAGAUUUGAUGAUUUGUUGGCACAUAUUUACAACGACACUGGGAAUCAAAUCAACUAUAUAUCAUCUUGUGAUCGACAUCUUGUACGAGGUGUCUAUAACCAUGGAUCUAAUCCAUCGACCACUUUGUUUGUCACUACCGACCAAGACCAACAACCAACUCUGGGAGUCAUUGCAUUACACCAAGGUGUUUCUCCAACCUAUCUUGACAUGUCAAUUUGUGGCUCCCCGAUUCCAUUCAAUGGUUUAAUUUUAAAUAGUUGGAGUAUAUUCCCAAAUCUUUUAGAUUAA